Effrenium voratum is the source of this 3048-nucleotide messenger RNA. NCBI's taxonomy places the organism in Eukaryota, Dinophyceae, Suessiales, Symbiodiniaceae. The record is from the annotation of a GenBank genome assembly.
AUGCCGUCGUGCAAGCGCCGCUUCGCCUGGGACUCGGAGUCCGGAAGUGGCGAACAGAGCGAGCGGAGCAGCGAGGAGGACUCCGAGGCUGAGGAUGUGGUGGGCUGGGAAUCUCAGAAGGUCGUAGAGAUCCACACGCAGGUGUGCCCAAGUGCUGAGUAUUUUCAGCUCAGAGAGCAGUCCGCCAAAGACGAGGCAAAGGAGGCGGCCGCGCCCUCGGCGGCCGCGCCCUCGGCUGCGGCCCAGCGCGGGGCCUUGGCCGUGGAGCGGCGCCGGCGACGGCUGACGGAGCUGCGAGGCGCUUCGAGGGCAUCGGCGCUGGCCGAGGCGGCGGCGCAGCUGCGGGGCCGCGGCUUCGUGGUUUGGGACCACUUCCUGGGCGCCGCUGAAUCGCUGCUGCCCCUCCUUGCGCGGAGCGACUGGCGCCCCGGGCGCCUCGGGGACGCACUCAGCACGUCCUUGCGCGGCGACCGAGUGGCUUGGCCCAGCCUGGAACACCCGGAGCUCCGGCGCUGGCUGCAGGCGUUGGACGACCUGGUGGCGGACCUGCGCCCGCUGCUGGACCGCGAGAACGAGCUGCGGACCGUGACUGCGCGGGAGCCGCCCAUGGCCUCCUGUUACCCCAGGGGCGCGCGCUACAUCCGGCAUUACGACAACAACUGUGAGGAGGGACAGGGGGAUUGCAACGGGCGUCGCUUGACGGCAGUGUACUACCUCAACGAGGUCACAGAGAGUGAUGGCGGGCACCUGCGCAUCAUGGGCCAGCGUAGGGUUUAUGACAUCCUCCCGGCGCUGGAUACCUUGGUCCUCUUCUGGGCGGACCGGCGCACGCCCCACGAGGUCUUGCCAAACCGAGGUGCGGACCGCUACGCGCUGAGCUGCUGGUACGUGGACCUGGCGGAGGCUCCUGAUGCCCCCGCCUUCCCCAUGAAAAACCACCGUGCCUGCCUGCCUCCCAGAUCCAUCAAAUCUGAUCCGGGCGACGGAGGAGCGGCGUCGCUUUUGGUGUCCGGAGAGCGGGACAAGGCCUUGGCCCAGUCCCCAGAAACCGGCGAGCGCGCGGAGGUGCACCACAACUUGAAGGAGUGCCUCCAGAGGAAGGCUCAGAUCAAAGAGCGCCUGGAGUGGAAAGAGCGCAUCAUCGCCAAGGAAAAGGCUUGGGAAGAGGAGGAGCAGCGGAAGCAGGAAGAGAAGCAACAAGCAGCCGAGGAGGAGGCGAGACGGCGCAAGGAACGGGAAGAACGGCUGGAGCGGAUGAAAGAGGAGCGCAAACAAGAGGAGCGUCGCCACGUGCAGCAGGUGCGUCCGGCCGCCGGUCUCGAAUCUUUGCCCAAGGUCGAGGAGGUCCCGGGCUUUGCCGAGCUGCGGUUGCUGGAGCAGACCCUUCAGUACUGCAAGAAGCUGCUGCCCAAAAACAUGGACUCCGUGCAAGAGAAGAAGCCCAUCCAGUACAACAACCCUGAUGGAUCGCUCAUCAUCGUGCCGAAGGAGGAGCGGUCGGAAGAGUACUUGUUCGCCCCGCCGAAGCCGCGGCGGCACGAGGGCAAGGUGAACAAAAGGCCACCCACCAGCAAGCUGAAGAAGACUCGCACGGAGGGCGAGCAGGAACCAGUGAGCGGCUCCACGGAUACGGAGGCAGAGGACUUGGAGCUGCGGAGCCGAUUUCACCGCGCGGCCACGGAGAAGUCCUCCUGGGGCCAUCUCCCGGGCCACCGGCGGCUCCGGGGCCACGGCAGCGUGCCGGCGCAUAAGCAGGGCCCCAGGAUCCACGUGCACUGGCCCAAGGUGCACAUCGACUGGGGGCCGGAGUGGCACUACCAAUUGGUGCAGGUGCUGCAGUCCAACCAGUACCAUCUCAAAGACGAAGGCAAGCAGUUCCGAGUGGAGGAUUGCAAGGGACAUCGCUUCAAGGCGCAGAGCAAGCACAGCCAGGACCGGAGCCUUUUCCCAUUGACCCUCUACCUCCGCAAGAGCCGACCCGCGUGGCAGGACUGUGGGCACUUGGUGGCGUGCAACGCGGGCCACACCACCACCACGCCGCUGGAGCCGGGGAAGCCCGGGAAGCCCUGGCGCCUGCGGCCCCUGCAUGAGGCCACCUGGCCCUUGGCGAAGAACAUCCCGCCCAGAAGCGCGCACAUGGCCACCAAGUGGGCGCAGCGAGGCUUCCUGGUGGAUCAGCUGCUGGACGCGCUGCAGAGGUCAUCCACCUGCGAAUGCGGGAAUCGCGGCAUAGGGGAGGACUCGCCGAGCCGUUCCAUGAAGGAGGGCAUGCAAGCGAUUCAGAACCACCAGAUCGACCACCAGAAUGUGGGGCACCGCUGCCCCCCGCCGCGGUGCCAACAUUGCGCCGGGGUCUGCGACUGCCUCUGGAAGAGCGACAUGGCGCUGCUCAUCGAAGAGCGCGCGGAUGUGAACGGCUCCAGCUGGCGGGGGGUCACACCUCUGCUGCUGGCCUCCGGCCAUGGCCACGUGCGGGUCGUCACCUUCUUCCUCGCCCUGAACGCCGACCCCCUGCAGAGCGCUGAUCCUGAAGGCUGGACACCUCUGCACGAGGCUGCGCGGCUGAACCGCGCGGGCACCUGCGACGCCUUGCUGGAGGCUUGCGAGGACCAGCGGGCACUGCUGGAAGCACGGUGCCAGCGCCGGGAAGCGUACUUCCAUCAGACCACCGCUGUUUUGGUGGCGGCCGAGGGCCGCCUCGAGUCCCUGCAGGUGCUGAUCAAGUACAAGGCCAACCUCGAUGCCCGCCGAGAGGAUGGCAAUACGCCACUGAUGUUGGCAACUGCCGGAGGGUACUACGAGGUGUGCCGCCUGCUCCUCUCCAGCGGAUGUUUGGUUUGUGGUGGCCUGGGCGGCCGACAGCUCCGGGAAGCCAUGGAUGCUGGCAGGCCGAAGGGAGGCUGCCGCCUGAAGUGCCGGGACAAGCUGCAUUUGCCGCUGCGAAACAAAAAAAGCAAGAGCGCAGGGAUGCUGGCGCGGCAUUCCCUACGGCAGCACCACAACUUUGUGGAGAUCGCCCUGCUCCUGGAGUCGAAGGGCGUACAGUGA